AUGAUAACAGCAACAAAACCUCAUCUGCUGCAGUCAGAGCCACAAACGGACCAUUCAUUCCCUUCUCCAUCUCCAGACGACACGGGACGACUACCUGCACCCAAGAGGGGUUUGGGCGGAGGUGAUAGCGGCCAGUUUGGACACAGAGCAGAGAGCAAAAUCAAAGAAGACUGCACUGAGACAGAUAAGACGGAUGACGAAGAGGCAGACGGAAAAUUGGCGUCCCAACAGGAAAUGACCCGGCCAGUUAAGAGCGCCGGGAGAGCUUCCAUCUGGUGCCGAGGCCGUGGAGGAAUUCUUUUCCACGAGGAGUUUGGACGCAACCAGCGGAGAGUGAAUCAGAGUUACAUUAUUCCCGGCGCAUGUGUGAUGAGGUCUUUAUUGGUGGAGAGGCUCUGGCGGAGAAGCUUCAGUGAAGCGCGGCAGGACAGUAGCUCGUGGCCUCCCUCUGAGGCCCUGUGUGUGGUCGCUCGGGUCUGCCCUGCAGUGGCCCGUACCAGGACUGAGAAUCUGAUGAGACACACUUGA
Messenger RNA from Knipowitschia caucasica, 528 nucleotides. NCBI's taxonomy places the organism in Eukaryota, Metazoa, Chordata, Actinopteri, Gobiiformes, Gobiidae. The record is from the annotation of a GenBank genome assembly.